UAAGGCUCCUUUUACAGCGCGCCUUCGUGUUUAACCAUUCUUGUGAAGAUGAAUUAAAUUUGCAUGUGAGUAAAAACUUAUCAUCAUAUGAAAGGAUGAGCACCAGGACUCGUUUUGAACAUGAGGGCAAGGGUAAUUCGGAAAUGUGCUAUUUGCAUUACAUGAAUGGUUUCCAUCUUCUCAGCAAACAAUGAUUUGUAAGGGCUGGAACUGAUGGAAAUCCCAAAUUCUGAAGACAGAAUGAGAAGCCAAGAAAGACUUGGAAAUAGGAAUGGAAAUACCAGCAUUAACAGUGAGGUGCAACAGAAUGAAAGUGACUCUGUGCAGUUUGAUGACAUUUUGAAUCAUAUUGGUGAAUUUGGGCCCUGGCAAAGAGCCAUUUACUUCCUUUCAUGUUUUUUUGUCCUCAUACCGAGUGGACUGCACACAGCUGGGGUGCCAUUUAUCACAGGAACACCAAAGUUUCAAUGUGCAACACCAAAAGUGGAGUGUGAAGUAAACAAAUGUUGCAAAAACUGUACAAAAUAUGCAUUUAUUGGACCUUAUGCCUACAACAGCACAGUUACUGAGUACAACCUUAUUUGGUAUAGAGCUUUCAUUGGUGCUAAUGUACAGGCAGCAUCUGGUGCAGGAAUGUUGGUUGGAUCAUUUAUCUUUGGAGCAGUCUCUGAUAACUUUGGAAGACGGUCUUGUAUGCUGUUGUGUUCUGUGCUAAUGACACUGUUCAGCCUGGGUGCCAGCUUUUCUAAAUCCUUGGUCCUUUUCCUUCGAUUUUGUACAGGAGCCUGUCUGACGGGUUUUUUCGUGGCUCAUUAUGUGUACAUCCUGGAGCUCGUUGGUCCAACCUUCCGCACCAUGUCUUCAAAGUGUUCAGGGUUCUUUUGGGCGGCCGGAUCUGGUGCUAUUGCUCUAAUGGCCUAUUAUAUCAGAGACUGGCGAACACUGCUCCUUGUGUCCAGCUGUCCUCCAGCUCUUUUCCUGCUUUUGUGGUUGUAAGUUUUCCAUGGAGUGUCGUAAAACCAAAAGCAAAGUUAUCCGGCACAACAACCAAUCAAUAUAAUGAAACAUGUGACAAGGCGCUAGAGUCGCUUAGGUUUACACAACUUUGCUCUAUGAUUGGUUAAGAAAAACACACGCCAUCCUCAUAACCAAUAAAGUGUAAAACUGAAAAGAAUCGCAAC
Messenger RNA from Stylophora pistillata, 1181 nucleotides. Its product is annotated as organic cation transporter protein. Gene Ontology annotation, cellular component: membrane. Gene Ontology annotation, biological process: transmembrane transport. Lineage: Eukaryota; Metazoa; Cnidaria; Anthozoa; Scleractinia; Pocilloporidae. The record is from RefSeq and is a predicted model, not a curated record. Gene Ontology annotation, molecular function: transmembrane transporter activity.